CCUAAAAAGUCAGAUUAGAUUUUUAUCAAACCAAAUUCAUGCGCUUACUUCUAGCUGUGUGUAAGGGAUCGUGAUUCGGUAAAAUCAAUCAAUAUCAUGAUUUCUGUGGAAGCUAGCUAUAAACACAGACUUUCUAUUUUAUGGUUUUAAGGCUAGAUAAGGGGAUAUAAAGCGAGCUGCGCAUUUACACAAUCUUUAAACACUUGACGGGAGCGCGUGGACUGAAAGAGUUUUUUUUUUCUUCUGUCCCUGAUUGGCUGAAGAGUUUUUAUCUGCUUGACUCAGUUAUCAACAAACAGUGUUUAUGCCACUGAAGCAUUGUUAAACGCCAUUCUGUCGUGUUUUUUGAAGUCAACCCUCAUUUUUUUCAGACAUUAACGGACCAGCCACUGAACGGAUCUCAAACGUUGAAGAAAAUGAUUCACGGGCUCGUUUUGUUCUGUUUAUUUUUUUCUCCUCUGAUCGGCGCUGAGACGCUUGAGAUCGUGUCAGCGAUGGAGGGAGAGUCGUUCACUCUCCGAACUGGUUUUACUGAAAGACAGGGCGAUCAAGACAUCGAGUGGAGGUUUGGAUCCAGCAGGACUUUGUUAACCAGAAUAAAGUCAGGAAACAUCAUUACAUCCAGUCACACGGUAUUCAGAGACAGACUGCAGCUCGACAGACAGACUGGAGAUCUCACCAUCACAGACAUCAAUAAUGAACACACUGGAGUUUAUGAACUAAGUAUCGAUCUCGGACAGACAGAGUUGCAAAAAAAAUUCAUUGUCACUGUUUAUGCUCCUGUGCCCGUUCCUGUCAUCACCAGAUACUCUCCUCAGUGUUCAUCAUCCUCAUCAUCAUCAGGGUUCAAAAGUGUGCUGUUGUGUUCAGUGGUGAAUGUGAGUCAUGUGACUCUCUCCUGGUACAAAGGAAACAGUUUAUUGUCAAGCAUCAGUGAGUCUGAUUUCAGGAUCAGUCUCUCUCUUCCUCUGGAGGUGGAAUAUCAGGAUAUAAACACCUACAGCUGUGUGAUUAACAAUCCUGUCAGCACCCAGACCAGACACCUGGACAUCGAUCAACUCUGUCAGACAUGUUCAGACUGUGACAAAUGGAGUCAAAAGGAGCUGUGAUCCGAUUGGUCGUCU
This is a messenger RNA of Carassius carassius (crucian carp), 1124 nucleotides long. RefSeq lists its product as uncharacterized. NCBI's taxonomy places the organism in Eukaryota, Metazoa, Chordata, Actinopteri, Cypriniformes, Cyprinidae. The coding region runs from base 417 to 1109 and encodes 230 amino acids. The record is from RefSeq and is a predicted model, not a curated record. The transcript is spliced from 4 exons.